GAAGGGAUGUGAAACUUGGCCCCAGGCCAGCACCGCCCUGCUGGGUGUCCCACGGGGUCCCUGCGUGAAGGACCAGAGUAUCCAGUGCGUUGAAGAUUGGACGCAGUGGGACCAUGGAAGCCCCCCGGGGCUGGCUGGUGAUCAGCGUGCUGGCCAUCUCCCUGGCCUCCUCUGUGACCCAGGACGUGUGCCGAGCCCCGGAUGGGAUUAACGGGAACGCAGGAAUACCUGGCCGACCCGGACGGCCGGGCCUCAAGGGGGAGCAAGGGGAGCCGGGGGCCCCUGCCAUCCAGACAGGCAUCCGCGGCCUUAAAGGAGACCAGGGCGACCCUGGACCCCCUGGAAAUCCAGGCAGAAUGGGCUACCCAGGACCCUCUGGUCCCAUGGGGCCCCCUGGCCUCCCGGGGCUGAAGGGCACCAAAGGCACCCCCGGAAACAUCAAGGACCAACCGCGGCCAGCCUUCUCGGCCGUGAGACCGAACCCUCUGACGAGAGACAACGUGGUCGUCUUCGGAGAGGUCAUCACCAACCAGGAGAACGUGUACCAGAGCAACACGGGCAGGUUCCGCUGCUCUGUCCCAGGCUACUACUAUUUCACCUUCCAGGUGGUGUCCCAGUGGGACAUCUGCCUGUCCAUCAGGUCCUCUCGGAGGGACCAGAUCCAGCCCUUGGGCUUCUGUGACUUCAACAGCAAGGGACUCUUGCAGGUGGUGUCUGGGAGCACGGUACUGCAUCUCCAGCGGGGAGACCAGGUCUGGAUUGAAAAAGAUGUCAGUAAGGGCCGCAUUUACCACGGCCAAGAGGCCGAUAGCAUCUUCAGCGGCUUCCUCAUCUUCCCAUCUGCUUGAGCAGGGAAGACCCCCCCCCGCCCCCCAGUCCCCACCGUGGCCUCUGCAUCCUGGCCCACUCACUCCACCUCUCUGGCCAUCUCUGCUCUGCCCCAUCAAGUGGGGGUUCUGUUGCUUUAGCUGCCUGAAUGGAGAUCAUGUCUUGGAACUCUUCCUGGAAUAAAUAUCUGAA
Molecule: messenger RNA, 1020 nt
Organism: Budorcas taxicolor (takin)
Lineage: Eukaryota; Metazoa; Chordata; Mammalia; Artiodactyla; Bovidae
Gene: C1QA
Product: complement C1q A chain
Exons: 3
Coding region: 114-848 (244 amino acids)
Molecular function (GO): protein binding
Source: RefSeq, a predicted model, not a curated record